This is a messenger RNA of Prunus armeniaca (apricot), 1326 nucleotides long. The record is from the annotation of a GenBank genome assembly. Lineage: Eukaryota; Viridiplantae; Streptophyta; Magnoliopsida; Rosales; Rosaceae.
AUGGUUCGCUCCAAUGGCGUCAGGCUUGCCCACUGGCUCGCUCGUCGCUCUUUUGCCUCCAACCCCAUCCACAACCCUACAUCCUCCGCAUGCGGGAGGAUGCUUGGAGGCGGUUAUAGGACAUUCAAGACUGGGGUUUGCAACAAUUCUGGGGUUUUAGGAAAUUAUACUACUACUAAUAAUGUUUGUAGAAAAAGUUGGUUGCUUGGAGCUCUGAAUACCAAUUGGUUCGCUGCAAGAUCAAUUCAUGGAACUGCAUCUAUGUCCACAAGAGAUUACUAUGAUACACUGGGUGUAAGCAAGAAUGCAAAUGCAUCAGAAAUAAAGAAAGCUUAUUAUGGGCUAGCAAAGAAGCUCCAUCCAGACACAAAUAAAGAUGAUCCUGAUGCAGAAAAGAAGUUUCAAGAAGUUCAAAAGGCCUAUGAGGUUUUAAAAGAUGAGGAAAAGCGUCAACAAUAUGAUGAGGUUGGCCAUGCUGCAUUUGAAGAUCAAGGCAAUGGCUUUCCCAAUGAUUUCAGGAAUCCAUUUAAAGAUAUCUUUGAUGAUAAUAUCUUCAACAUUUUUCGUCAGAAUUUUGGUGGUCAAGAUAUCAAGGUUUCUUUGGAACUUUCCUUUAUGGAAGCUGUUCAGGGAUGUUCUAAAACUGUGACAUUUCCAGCUGCAGUGGCCUGUGAAGAUUGCGGUGGAAGUGGUGUUCCUCCUGGCACCAGACCUGAAUCAUGUAAGCGCUGUAAAGGGUCUGGCAUGACUUACAUGCAAACUGGCCCAUUUAGGAUGCAGACAACUUGUACUCACUGUGGCGGAACUGGUAAAACUUUCCCGACACUUUGCAAAUCAUGCAAUGGGAAACGAGUCACAACUGGAAUGAAGUCAGUCAAGUUAGAUAUCAUGCCAGGUGUAGAUGACAAUGAAACUAUAAGGGUGUUUAGCAGUGGUGGGGCUGAUCCUGACGGAAAUCAACCUGGUGAUCUUUAUGUUACCGUUAAGGUUAGGGAAGACCCAGUUUUCCGUAGGGAAGGUGCCGACAUUCAUGUAGAUGCUGUUCUGAGUAUCACUCAGGCAAUUCUGGGAGGAACUAUUCAGGUCCCAACUCUCACUGGAGAUGUUGUAUUGAAGGUCCGUGCUGGCACCCAACCUGGUCAGAAGGUAGUCCUAAAGAAGAAAGGAAUCAAGACAAGGAACUCUUAUUCGUUUGGUGAUCAAUAUGUGCACUUCAAUGUCAGCAUCCCAGCGAAUCUGACACAAAGACAACGAGAAUUAAUUGAAGAGUUUGCCAAAGAAGAGCAGGGGGAAUAUGGUAAGCGUGCCGCUGCCGGAGCAUCUUGA